AUUGAUCUGGAAGUACGAGCGCUUUGGGACGCGAUGCGCUUGGAAUGCUGCCCGGAGGGAGGUGACUGUGGGCGUGGGGAGUGUGGAUUUUGUGGCGGACGGGGAUUUGUGGGCGGCCUGCGCUGGAGCGCUGCAUCCUGGAUGGCUGCUGGCGUUCCGGGCUCUGGGAUUCGUCUACUUUCUCCCGAUUCUCGUCUAUGAUCUUUGCUUCCACGGGGUUUUCUCCUAUCGCUUCUACACACAGUAGAAAAUGUGUGAAGCCUCCACUCAAGGCAUCAAUUUCUGUGUCCCUUGCAGGUGGACUUUCACUCUCACUGUCGUCUAUUUCGCGCUUGCGUCGCUGGUGAGUGCGAAAGGAAUGUUUUGCAAUCGUGGCCGAGAGACAGACACCGCCCAGAGUGUCUCGCUUCUCAAGGGAUCGCCGGAGGAAGCUGGUGUUUCAUCACCUGGUGCUUCGACAGCACCGGAAGAAACCAAUGCUGGAUGCCUGGGCUACUUGCUGCAAAUCUUGUUUCAGAUCUCAGCUCCAGCCGUGCUGCUCACGGAUGCGAUGUUUUGGCUCGUUCUUGUUCCACUCGUCAUACCAUCCGGAUUUCGAAACAACUUCCUCAACAUCAACGUUCAUGGAAUCAACGCCUUGUUUAUUCUGACAGAGUUCAUGGUGAACACCAUGCCUUUUCCAUGGUUUCGGUGCGCCUACUUCACCCUGUGGAGUGUUGCUUACACCCUCUUCUUGUGGAUAAUGCAUGCUACAGGCGUAAGCUGGUGGCCAUACCCCUUCUUGGACAUCACCACUGCUUCUGCACCAAUAUGGUACUCUGGCCUCAUUGUGCUACAUUUUGUCUCGUUUGGAGUUUGCUCGGUGCUGGGGGUGGCCAAGGAGCAGUUUUGCAGGCUGUGCUGCUGCCGAGCUGCUGCGAGGCCAGCCACCAGGACAAGAAGCAUCACCAAAACAUUCUCCUUGUAUUGAUUCGAUCUUUAUCAAGCAAAGGUUAGUGUUCCUAAA
Messenger RNA from Selaginella moellendorffii, 1006 nucleotides. RefSeq lists its product as uncharacterized. NCBI's taxonomy places the organism in Eukaryota, Viridiplantae, Streptophyta, Lycopodiopsida, Selaginellales, Selaginellaceae. Gene Ontology annotation, cellular component: membrane. The record is from RefSeq and is a predicted model, not a curated record. The transcript has 8 exons. Bases 251 to 970 code for a protein of 239 amino acids.